Messenger RNA from Notolabrus celidotus (New Zealand spotty), 4489 nucleotides. RefSeq names its product cytochrome P450. The record is from RefSeq and is a predicted model, not a curated record. Gene Ontology annotation, cellular component: mitochondrial inner membrane. Gene Ontology annotation, molecular function: heme binding; iron ion binding; monooxygenase activity. Gene Ontology annotation, biological process: cellular response to peptide hormone stimulus; cortisol metabolic process; cholesterol metabolic process. The coding region runs from base 319 to 1911 and encodes 530 amino acids. NCBI's taxonomy places the organism in Eukaryota, Metazoa, Chordata, Actinopteri, Labriformes, Labridae. The transcript has 10 exons.
CAGUAUUUACAGCAUGUUUUCCUGCAUAUUUAGAGGAAAACAACUAACUGCAUCACAGUUUGGGCUGUUUAACCCUUUAAUUGAAUGCGCAUUUCUUCCAAAAGUAGGUUAAAUAUUGAAAAUAAAAAGCAUUACAACACAAGAUAAGAUAAAACAAGACAGGGCACGUCAGUAAGCCGGUUUGUCCAGAGUUUUGCUCCGACGUCUGGAUAUCCGUGUCUAUAAAUACCCGGAGUACUGCGGACGUUCUUAUCAGCCCUUCAUAUCACACAGAGAGCCACAGACCGGGUCUGCAGGACUCCCACAGACGGAUUCAACAUGCUCAGAAAGUGUCUCGUGAACGUGGGUCUGCGGAGGAACCGUCAGCGGUACCACGGUGUCCAGAGAGCCGCGGGGACUUCUGGGGACAUGCGCCACCGGGACGCAUCCUCCACCACCGUGAUGGGGGACCAGGUCAAACUGAAGACCAUGGAGGAUCUAGCCGGACCAAGUCUCCUGACCACCCUGAACUGGCUUUUUAUAAAGGGGUAUUUCAAAACGACGCAACAGAUGCAGAUAGAGCACAAGAACAUCUACGGCCCGAUGUGGAAGUCAAAGUACGGCCCUAUCGUUCUGGUAAACGUGGCCACCGCUGACCUGAUCGAGCAGGUGCUGAGGCAGGAGGGGAGACUACCCGUCCGCACGGACAUGCCUCACUGGAGGACCUACAGAGAGCUCAGGAACCAGGCCCACGGACCCCUGACAGAAAUGGGAGCAAAGUGGCAGCGCAUCCGCAGCAUCCUGAAUCCUCGGAUGUUGAAGCCCAAACACGUCUCCUCCUACACCAACACCAUCAACCAGGUGGUGACGGACUUCAUCGACAGAGCGGCCUGGCUGAGGGAAACCAGCGGAGAGGGAGUUAUGGUCCACGACCUGACGGGGGAACUUUACAAAUUUGCUUUUGAAGGGAUCUGCUCGGUGUUGUUUGAGAGCCGUAUGGGCUGCAUGAACCAGGUUGUUCCAGAGGAAACCCAAAAGUUCAUCUUCACUGUGGGGGAAAUGUUCAGGCUCUCCCCGAUCCUCGUCCUCUUCCCAAAGUCCACCUGGCCUUACCUGCCCUACUGGAAGAAGUUUGUGGCAACCUGGGAUUAUCUCUUCGAAGUCGCUGAGGAUUUGGUGCAGAAAAAAAUGAGGGAGAUCGAGGAGAAGGUGGACCUGGAUCAGAAUGUGGAGGGAGCGUACCUCACACACCUGCUGCUCAGCGAUAAGAUGACGGUCACUGAGAUCCUGGGCAGCGUCACCGAACUCCUGCUGGCAGGAGUCGACACAACAUCCAACACUAUCUCGUGGUCUCUGUACCACUUGGCGAAAGAGCCAGAAAUCCAAGAAAGGUUAUACCAGGAAGUUAUAAGAGUUUGUCCUGGAGAUAAGGUGCCAGUGAGUGAUGACAUCGCACAGAUGCCGUAUCUGAAGGCCAUCAUCAGAGAGACGCUACGGUUGUAUCCAGUAGUACCAGGAAACGCCAGACUCACAGUUGAGAACGAGAUUGUGGUGGGAGAUUAUGUCUUUCCCAAAGAGACGCUGUUCCACCUCUGCCACUAUGCCGCGUCCUAUGAUGAGAGUGUUUUCUCUGACGCCCACACCUUCCUGCCUGAGCGCUGGCUGAGAGGCGCAGAGGAGAAGUUCAAGCAGCACCCGUUUGGGUCUGUGCCUUUCGGGUUUGGGAUCCGGGCGUGUUUGGGUCGACGGCUGGCUGAGCUGGAGAUGUAUCUUCUUCUGUCCAGGUUGGUAAAAACCUACGAGAUGAGGCCGGAUCCCGCAGGAACUGAAGUGAAGCCGAUCACCCGGACCCUGCUUUGUCCAGCUACACCGAUCAACCUGCAGUUUUUUGACAGGAGAGUGGAGCAGGAGGAGCGGAGAGCUGCCCUGUGAGCUGUUUUAGUAUGCACGCUGUGAUGUCUGCCUGUUACCAAGCACUUGUUUAAAGAGCAUUCACAGACUGAGGACUGACUGGAAUGCAGCAAAACUUCAGCGUACAAUGCAAGCUGAGUGAAGAUGUGAAAGGUUGUACAGAAAGAAUGUUGUUGUGUUUGUAUGGAGCUUUGUAUCGUGUUUUUCACCAUUCUCAAGGCUCAGAUUUUUGUCCUGAAACAGAUUGUCAAUGAGAUUUAUAGUUUCAAGUUUGUUUCAGUCUUUAUUAACAGGUUUGUCCCGUCCAAAAACACACAAAAGCUGUAUAUAAAUCACAAACAAAACACACUGAGGGAUUCAUGUAAAUAGGGAAAAAUAUUUGAACCGGUUGAUUGUAAGCUGACUGAAAAAGAUGUAAACUAAAGCUUAUUCUACCCUUCUUUUUUAGAAACACACCUACAGAGAACCCUGUAACUACACAGUUAAUUUACACCAUAACAAAACAACAAUGUUUAACCCUCCUGUUAUGUUUGUUUCUCUGGAACAGCAAUAAUGUUCCUGGGUCAAUUUGACCCGGGGCAUAUUCAAUUAUCCAAAAGUGUCAGAACCCCAAAAAAAACCAACACACAUUUUUUUAAAUCAAAUUUUUAACUCCAUUACUAACCAUUUAAAUCAAUAUUUAGUCCAUUGGUGUUCUUUAAUUCUCACAGAUCAUGGUUCAAUGAGGAUAACUCACUCGUUUUCAUUUAAAUUAAUGUUAAAACUUUUUUAAAUGUACAUUGGAAAGCCCUAAAUAUAAAUACAAUAGUUUUAAAUGACAUUUAUUUUUGGUUUUUUUAUUUACAUUUAGAUUUAAUUUUGUUUUUUAUGAAGUGAUGUUGAUAAAUUAACACGACACCUCUUCUGUCACAUGCUGCCCAGAUUUUGAUGCUGCAUUUAGCAGGUUUGGAAGGCAUGUAUUACCUGAAUGGGACUUUAAAAAGGGUCGAUUUGACCCGCAACAUAACAGGAGGGUUAAAUGUUGCACAAAAAAAUUGUCCUUCUACAUAAGAGGCAAUCCAAGUUGUCCCAAGUGUUUGUAUCCACCUUUCAGUAACCAUAUUAUACCUCAUCCAUAUACAUGUUUAUCAUCUUAUUCUUAAGCUUUUAAUUACACAAAGUGAAUUAAUAACUUUUAAUUCCUCAUCACAGCUGUUCCAAAAUAUUACCCCUUUUAUAGAUACACAUAUCUGCCUUUUAUUUGUUCUUAUCUUUGUCUUUUUAAGCACCUGCUGUUCCUCUUAAUUCAUACAUACUCUCUCAGAUAUCAAAGAAGCUCUGACUACAAUUAAGAACUGAAUUAUUUAGUGCUUUGUACAUUAUCUGUACAGCUUUAAGUUAACCUUUUAAGAGCCUUUAAAGUAAUCAAUAGUAGUUUGCUGGUUUUAUGACUCAUAAAUCUCUUCUGUAAUGUAAACACACACUUACCCUUACCUCCUCGCCGUCAGUCAUAUACGGGACUACAGGAGAAGAAUAAAGACUGUUUUGAAAUUCUGAUUCAUUGUAUUUUAAGUGUUAUAUGACAUGGUGAUGAUUUUUGAUAUUUCACUUCUGACAUUAUUUAUAUGUGGCUUCUAGCUAGUUUUAUGAUCAAUGAUCACACCCAGAAAUUCAUUUUCAUACACUCUCCAUUUCAGCGUCAUUACUCUUAUGUUUGAUUUUAUAUUAGUCGUGUACCAAAAAUAAUAUACUUUGUUUUUAGUGACAUCUUCUUACAAUGAAAUUAUCUCUUUAACACAUUAAAUUCACUUUCCACUGUGUUCAGAUUCUGUUCAAGAUUUCCUCCUGAGCAGUAAACAUGUGUAUCAUCAGCAAAUGAAACAAAUGUAACAGCUUUGACUCAAAACAGAUGUUGUUAGUAUGAAGUGUAAACGGUUUGUCUUGAUGUUACUCAGUCAGGAGGAGUGUGAUAUAGCAGGCUUUAACUACACAGACAACAUAGAUUCAACACUUGUGUGUAGAAUCAGUCAUAUGACAUUGAUUGUUCUCUUCAUACGUCAUGUACAAAAUAAAAAAGGUGAAUAUCUCAAUCUUUAUCCUUUAGAUCUGCUGCUGUAGACGAUCUGUUGGCACCAGCCAGCUGCAAAUAAGAAGCUAUCAUGACUUAAAUGUAAAUGUAAAUAUUAAAUAUUAAGAAAUUGUUAUUUAAUUUAAAGUAUCUUAUUUUAUUUUUCAGUCUCUUUAAUUUUUACUGUAAAUAUUAAAACUGUGUGGACCCUUUGUGUUGAAGAAGCUGGUGUGAGUUCAAAUCUUAAUUUGCUUCAGGCAGAGGGAUACUGAUAUAUUUUAUUAAGACUAGUACACAGAAAUGUAUUUUGAGUUUUAUUAUUUGUGAUUUGUUUUUAUGAUUACAGUCCCCAUUUGUUAUCUGUUAAGAUUAAUAUUACACAUACUGUAUCUUUCAGUGAGGCCUCAAACAUCAGCUUUCUAAACCAGUAAACCCUCUCUGAAAGGGUUUAAGAAUCAUUCCAACAGGUAGAGUAACAUAAGUGUAUAUGUGUGUGCAUAUAUUUUGUGUAUUUCUCCUGAUUUUGUCCAAUAAAGGCAAAAAUAUGUCAAA